AUGGGCAAAGACUCGCAGACCCGGAGGGUGAUGUGGGAAUCCAUUGUGAAAAUGCGGACUGAGUUACAGAAGUUGGACAAAAUACUCAAGGAUAUACAAGAGCUCGGCCCCGACCCACAGGAAUACAUGAACAUCUCCCAGGGGUUAUCUCAGAUACCCACUCAACUGACAGGUCCGAGCUCAGAGAUCACCGAGCUCCUGGCAAGCUGUGACGAUUCCCAGCUGCUGCGGUUGACGGAUAUCUACCGGGACAGGCUGGAGCAGGCGAUGGAAGGAGGGGUGCACGGAGUGAGCCUGGCGUUAAUGGCCAAGAAUCAGUUCAACGGAGAGGAACAUCGGAAAAUCUCUGAUCUCGCUGAUAAGGGAGAGCAAGCGGACAGUUCUGAACUCCUCCUGAGCCUGGUGAUGGAGAAAGGCUCCCGCGCCCCGAGGGUGAUGUGGGAAACCUUUGUGAAAAUGAGGAAUUGUGUCCCCAAGUUGGACAAAAUACUAAAAGAAAUUGAGAAGCAUGGUAAGAUAAUAUCAAAUACUAAAUUAAUUUUGGAAUCAAUUUGUCCACUGUCUGUUCUGAUGGAAGAUGUUCAACAGAAACACAAGGAGACUCUACGGGCACAAACUGAAACACUGAGAGUGAACACGAUCCUGAUGAGGGAGAAGGUGAAGGUUUUCCAGCUGAUUGAUCGAUACGCUGAGCUCACGGUCAUUUCUACUGUUCGAGAUCGGAGACUGGUGGAGCAUGAGCUGCUGGCAAGAGGCAGAGACCACGAGGAGUGGAGAGAAAAACAUCUCCGCGGAGAGCUCGAGAAAAUCCAGACGGAUCAAUUGUUCCAGAGCAGCUUUUCCCGGAUUAAAUCCAAAUCUGGGAGUUCGGCAGCACUGGCUGGAGUUCCAGGGAUCGGGAAAACAACAUUGGUACAAAAGAUUGUUUAUGACUGGGCCAUGGGGAAAAUAUACCAACAAUUCCAGUUUGUCUUCAGUUUCAGAUUCCGGGAUUUAAACCAUAUUACCUGCAGAAUAAACCUGAAAGAACUGAUUCUAGAUCAGUAUCCCUUCUUUGGUAAUAUCCUGAAAGAGGUCUGGAAGAACCCACAGGGAUUGCUGUUUAUAUUCGAUGGUUUGGAUGAAUUCAAAGACAAAAUUGAUUUUUCUGACAGUCGGGGACACACAGAACCUCCAUCCACAUGCACAGAUCCUGAAUUCAAGUGCAAGGUGUCUGACAUUGUGUACAGUUUAAUCCAGCACAAGCUGCUCCCAGGGUGUUCAGUACUGGUGACCACCCGUCCCACUGAGUUACAUUCAUUGGAAAAGGCUGAGAUCAGUGUCUGGGCUGAAAUCCUGGGAUUUGUUGGUGAGGAACGGAAGGAAUAUUUCAUCAGGCAUUUUGAAGAUCAGACGGUGGCGGCAGCUGUUUUCAAACACGUGAAGGAGAACGAGAUCCUGUACACCAUGAGCUACAACCCCUCCUACUGUUGGAUCCUCGCACUGGCACUAGGCCCGUUCUUCACACAAAGAGUCAGAGACCCACAGCGAGUUCCCAAGACCAUUACCCAACUGUACUCCUACUAUAUUUACAACAUCCUGAAAAACCACGGCCGUGAGAUUGAGAAACCCCGUGAUGUGUUACUCAGGGUUGGUCAGAUGGCCUUCAGAGGAGUGUCUGAGAAGAAGAUUGUAUUUACAGAUGGAGAUUUGAUCAAGUACAAUCUGCAGCCUUCCCAGUUCCUGUCCGGGUUCCUGAUGGAGCUUUUGGAGAGAGAGGAUUCUGCCCGGUGUGUGGUGUACACAUUCCCACACCUCACCAUCCAAGAGUUUGUAGCUGCAGUCGCACAAUUCCUGAAUCCACAUCCCGGAGAUUUCCUGAAAUUCCUCACUGAAGCCCACAGCACAACAGAUGGGCGAUUUGAGGUAUUUCUCCGUUUUGUUGCUGGUCUUUCCAACCCAAUGACAGCUCGGGGUCUGGAGGAAUUUCUGGGUCCAUUUCCUCAUCAAACAACCUGCCGGGUGAUUGACUGGGUUAAGGAGGAGGUUAAAUGUCAGAGUAGAAACACGAGGAGUGAAGCUGGUAAAAGCAGCCUCCUGAACACAUUGCACUACCUGUUUGAGUCUCAGAAUCGUGGACUGGCACAGGCCACACUGGGAUCUGUGGAAACACUUUCUUUCAGUGGAAUGACAUUGACCCCGAUAGACUGCGCGGUCCUGUCGCAUGUCAUCGGACUCUGUGAUACAAUUAAACACCUCAACCUGGAGAACUGCCACAUUCAGUGUGAAGGAAUCGAGCGGCUGGGACCCGGACUGCACAAGUGCCUGGAGUUGAGCCUCAGGGGUAAUGACCUCAGAGAUUCAGGAGCGAAACUGGUGUCUGCGGGUCUGAGGCACCCGGAAUGUAAAAUACAGAAACUGGGGCUGAGGGAUGUCGGUCUCACAGAUUCUGGUGCCGUGGACCUGGCCUCCGCUCUCAGUAUAAACCCAUCACUGACGGAGGUGUACCUGAGUGAUAAUAAACUGGGAGAUUCAGGAGUGAAACUGUUGUCUGUGUCUUUGAGGAAUGCGGAGUGUAAAAUACAGAAACUGGAGUAAGUAAGACUGUGGGAGAUUGUGUUUACAGUUUCUGGGUGUCUCACACCGAACACUAAUGUGAUCAGUAAUUGUAUUACUGAUAAACAGUGGGGAUUUGUACCGUCUCCUGUCUCUCUGUGUCCUUCACCCUCACUCUCUCUCAUCUCCAGGCUGUGGGAUGUCGGUCUCACAGAUUCUGGUGCCGAGGAUCUCGUCUCCGCUCUCAGUACAAACCCAUCACUGACGAGGCUGAACCUGGGAUUAAACUCACUGACAGACCGAUCCGUCCCUGCUCUCCGCCGCCUCAUACUGACCCUCUCGAAUCUGAAGUGGAUCAGGCUGGCGGGGAAUCGGUUCAGUCGGACCGGGAGGAAGGAACUGGGAUCUCUGCAGGAACCCAGACCCGGACUGACAGUGACCUGUUGGGCCCCGCCUCUUCCCAUUUACCCCCACCGUCUGCACCGCUUCCCAUUCCCUCCUGUCGUCCGAUCUCCCAGUGGAAUCUGUCCCUUCCCAUGCAUUCACACCGUCUGCCUCCCAAUGGGAACCCUUCAGCUCAUUUCCAACGGGAAUGGGAUCCUGGAAAUUGGCGGGGACGCUUGA
Molecule: messenger RNA, 3159 nt
Organism: Hypanus sabinus (Atlantic stingray)
Lineage: Eukaryota; Metazoa; Chordata; Chondrichthyes; Myliobatiformes; Dasyatidae
Product: NACHT, LRR and PYD domains-containing protein 3-like
Cellular component (GO): cytoplasm
Molecular function (GO): protein binding
Source: RefSeq, a predicted model, not a curated record